GGCAGGCAGGUGUUCCAUCGGGCACAAAUGUGCAAAAGGGAAUUUCUGGAAUAAUUGCCGGUGCAGUGCUGGAAGAUGCCAGCCUCCAUCCCAGAGGCAGACAGGAGGCACAGAGCCUCAGCAGCAUUUUCUCUGAGUUUCCUCUCUUUAGUCUUCUCCAUCACAGCUUUCAGCAGCAGUUACUGGUGUGAAGGCACCAGGAAAGUCGCCAAACCUUUCUGCAAAGGAGACAGCAAAGGGGAUCUGUGCAUCCGCUUCAACAGCCCCGAUGGCAACGGCAGCCAGGCUGUGCAGUACAUCUGGGAGACCGGGGAUGACAAGUUUGUGGAGAAGAAGUUCCACGCUGGCAUCUGGUAUUCCUGUGAAGAAAUGAUCAAUGAAGAAGGUGAGACAUGUAGAAGCUUUAUCAGUCUGACACCAGCUUCUGAUCGAGGGGUUUUAUGGCUGUCUAUUGUAGCAGAGCUUCUCUACGUGGUUUUGCUCCUGACUGGGAACAUUCUCAUGUCAGUAGAAAUAUGCUACUACAGCUCUGUCAUUGAUGGGCUGAAGAUCAACGCCUUCUCUGCAGUGGUCACCGUGUUAGCAGGUCUUCUGGGCAUGGUUGCUCACAUGAUGUACACAACUGUAUUUCAAAUGACUGUAAAUCUUGGUCCUGAGGACUGGAGACCUCACACUUGGGAUUAUGGCUGGUCCUAUGGCCUUGCAUGGACCUCCUUCGCUUGCUGCAUGGCUGCAGCUGUCACCACUAUUAACAAAUAUACAAAAACUAUCUUGGAAUUCAAGCACAAGAGAAAAAAGCUGGAAAGGAGCUUUAGGAUUCAAUACAGGUUUCCUGAGCACACAGCUCCAGAGAAGGUUUGCAAUGUGUAUGUGAACUCUUUCCAAAACACCACAGACGACCCCGCACACGCAUUGAGAAGUCUUCGUCACCUGGCCACGAUUUCAGUCCUGUAAAGCUGAACCAGAUCUCAAAGCACUCUGUAAAUCACAAUCCUAGAUCCAAACAAAGCAGUGCUAAUGAAUAAAAUGUAUAAAUGUGUAGCAUUAUUUAUUUUUCUUAAUAAAGAAAUUGUAUUUCCUGGAUGUUUCAAGGAAGUCUUGGUAUUGGAAAAGAAGGUUCAGGUGGCUCAGUUCAGAUAACAACAGUGACGCAGGUUCCCCCCAGGUCUAGUUUUUAAGCAGUUUCUAAUGGUGAUAGACACUAUGUGAGUUUCUUAGAAUUUUAGAACAUCACUCCACCCUGAUUCUUUAUUAAAAAGACUAAAAAAUUCCAUCCUGAAACCAAAACCCAUGAGAAGCAGGGCAGCAAAUAAAGCAUGUGGUGCACAGCUUGCAUAAUUUUUUGUGGUGGAAAGUUCACUCUCUCCAAGAAAAUCCGUGGACCUCAAUUUAUGGUUCAAGAGUUUCACCACACACACACAGUGGAUUUGCUGUGAAAGGAAGGCUGGUAGAGGGAACAGG
Taeniopygia guttata (zebra finch) is the source of this 1461-nucleotide messenger RNA. It is a transcript of the gene GSG1L2, whose product is annotated as GSG1 like 2. Gene Ontology annotation, cellular component: plasma membrane. Lineage: Eukaryota; Metazoa; Chordata; Aves; Passeriformes; Estrildidae. The record is from RefSeq and is a predicted model, not a curated record.